Leptosomus discolor (cuckoo roller) is the source of this 912-nucleotide messenger RNA. The record is from RefSeq and is a predicted model, not a curated record. Lineage: Eukaryota; Metazoa; Chordata; Aves; Leptosomiformes; Leptosomidae.
AUGCUGGGGACCUCUCCACGUUUGGGGAGGCUCAGCCGGAGGAGGAAGCGCCCGAGCCCUGGGAGGCAGCAAAACGCCGGAGGCAGUGGAAGCGGUAGGUCACCCGCUUACGAGAGGGAUGCGGAGGCCCCGAGCUCGGAGGACGCUUGUCCGGUGUCCUUCCGCGACAGGGGCCCGUCCUGCCCGGGGGAGGGUGAUCAGUCCUUUCUUCCUGCCUCCCCUGACAGUGCUGCCUGGUUCUGCUGUGCACGUGGAACCUCUCGCCCAGCUAAGCUGGAGGCCACCAUCACAGCAGGGCCAUCAAAUAGUGAAGGAGCUGGCAAAGUCAGCCUCUUGAAGAAAGUACCAGCACUAAAGGACGGAGACUUCACCCUAGCAGAAUGCACUGCCAUUCUGCUGUAUCUGAGUCGAAAGUACAACACUCCCGACCACUGGUACCCAUCAGACAUACAAAAACGGGCCCAAGUAGAUGAAUACCUCUCAUGGCAUCACGCUAACAUCCGAGCUAAUGCUCCCAAGACCAUGUGGAUCAAGGUGCUGAUUCCCCUCUUCACAGGGCAGCCGCUGCCCUCCGAGAAGCUCCAGGAGGUUAUGGAGGGGCUGUCCACUUCACUGAAGCAAUUUGAGGAGAGGUUUCUGCAAGACAAGGCUUUUAUCAUCGGGAGUGAGAUCUCUCUGGCAGAUCUUGUGGCCAUUGUGGAGCUGAUGCAACCUGUUGGAGUUGGUUGUGACAUCUUUGAAGACAGACCUAGGCUGAUGGAAUGGCGCAGGCGGGUGGAGGAUGCUGUGGGGAAAGAGCUUUUCUUCCAAGCCCAUGAGAUGAUCCUUAAUAUCAAAGAACUGAGCAACAUUCAAAUUGAUCCACAGCUGAAAGAGCAUCUGGCACCUCUGUUGAUGAAGAUGUUGAAAUGA